Gaeumannomyces tritici R3-111a-1 is the source of this 2047-nucleotide messenger RNA. RefSeq lists its product as hypothetical. Gene Ontology annotation, molecular function: iron ion binding; heme binding; monooxygenase activity. The transcript is spliced from 4 exons. The record is from RefSeq and is a predicted model, not a curated record. NCBI's taxonomy places the organism in Eukaryota, Fungi, Ascomycota, Sordariomycetes, Magnaporthales, Magnaporthaceae. The coding region runs from base 116 to 1678 and encodes 520 amino acids.
CUUCUUCUCCCCUUCACCUGUAGAGAUCGGCCAGCCCGUGCGAGACAUGGCCUAGACAAGGCAGCGCAUCUCCUCUGCCAUCGCCACGUGGGAAAAGCAAGUGCUGGCCGCUACCAUGGGUGUGGUGUCUCUCAUCCCCAGCCUCCAGCUUGGGGCUGUAUUGCUGGCUGGAAUAGCCAUCAUCGGCGUCUUCCACACGCUGUGCCUCUCCCGGCUUCACCGCUUCCCCGGCCCGGUGGCGGCAAAGUUCACCAAUGCCUACCGUGCCUUCCGGACCUGGAUGGGCCGAAUCGACCUCGAGCAUCAUGCAUGGCACAGGACGUACGGCUCGGCCGUGCGAAUCGGCCCAAACACCGUCAUGCUGAAUGAUCCCGAAAUGAUCAGGGUUGUGUUCACGACGAAGGACAUCUGGCAAAAGUCGGAGAUGUACAGGCCCAAUGAAGCCCUUGUGGACGGAAAGAGGAUCCCAAACAUGUUCAACACGACGGACGAGGCCUACCACACCGCCGCCAACAAGCCCGUGAAGCCCCUGUACAGCCUCUCGAGGGUCCAGGAGGUCGAGCCUCUGGUGGACGAGUCGCUUGAGUACCUGAUGAAGAAGUUCGACGCGCAGUACACCGACAAGGGCGUCGUCUGCAUGUGGGAUGACUGGAUGGCCUGGUGGGCCUGGGACACCAUGGUCAACAUCACCUACGGUGAGCACAUGGGCUUCAUGGACAAGCAGGGCGACAUUGCCAACUUCAUCCACGCCUCUACCGUGGGGCAGUACUACUACUCCGCGAUCUCCCAAAUCCCCUGGCUCGACGACUGGCUGGACAAGAACCCCAUCGUGCGCAUCGGCCCGCCGCAGGUCUCCACCGGCAUCGGCGUGACCUACAUGAAGCUCGUUGAGUACAUGCAGAAGAAGGCCGCCGCCAAGGCCAGCCCCGACGGCGGCAGCGGCAGCGGCCGCGCCGAGACCUACGUGGACAAGUUCCUCCGGCUCAAGGAGACCCACCCGGACAUCGUCGACGACAACCACGUCUUCCAGUACUCGCUCUUCAACAUGCUCGCCGGCGGCGACUCGACCGCCUCCCUGCUCCGCGCCGCCGUCUACCACCUGGCCAAGAACCCGGCCUGCUACGCGCUCCUGCAGGCCGAGCUGGACGCCGCCGCCCUCCCGUCCCUGCCGGCCCGGUUCAGGGACGUGUCGGGCCUGACGUACCUGACCGCCGUCGUGCGCGAGACGAUGCGCGUCAACCCGGGCGUGUCGCAGACCAUCGAGCGCAUCGUGCCCCGCGAGGGGCUCACCCUGCCCGACGGUCGCUUCGUCCCCGCCGGCGCGCGCGCGGCCAUGGACCCGUCCGUCAUAAUGAAGAACGAGCCCAUAUUCGGCCCCGAGGACGUCAUGGGGUUCCACCCGGAGCGGUGGCUGCGCCGCGCCGGCGAGUCCGACGACGGCUUCGACGCGCGCAGCCGCAAGAUGGUCAGCACGCUCGACUUCAUCUUCGGCCACGGCAAGCGCAUGUGCACCGGGAGGCACCUGGCCUGGAUGGAGAUCUAUAAGUUCUUGGCGACCAUGUACAGCGUUUACGACAUUAAGCUCAAGGAUGCUCAGCAUGAGUGGAAGUACCGUGCUGCGUGGUUUGUUUUCCAGACCGAUAUGCCUAUGCUCAUUACCCGCCGCAAGAGCACCUAAGGGCAGCUCCGCUUCGGUGUUUAUCCUCGCGCCGCUGUAAAACCUCGGUAGUGCCACGCGAGCAUUGCUGACAGAAUCCUGCCGAAUGCCUUGUCAGAGGAAGCCAGGCGCCAUGUACAUGGCCUUUUACAGCCUUGUGGGAAGCUGGGAUCGCAAAGCCGGAAGCUUCGUGAAGGUGCCAGCAAUUUCCUACCGACGUCGAUGGCUGAAAGCAUGAUGGAUUGCCGCAUAGGAGGUAAAAGUCCGCAAUGGGGAAACAGCUUUAACUGUCGAGUAGAUUCGAGAAUAAAUGGAAAGAAACUUCAAGGGUAAGCAAUAUCCCACGACCUCCGCGACUACUUGCCUGCUAUCGUGCCUGGUUUCGUGUAU